Molecule: messenger RNA, 2365 nt
Organism: Phaedon cochleariae (mustard beetle)
Lineage: Eukaryota; Metazoa; Arthropoda; Insecta; Coleoptera; Chrysomelidae
Source: the annotation of a GenBank genome assembly
CUCUAAUUGUUUGUAAUCGGCAUUUAGUUCCUCCCAUUCCUCAACGAUUUGCUCAGCCAUGCUUUCAAUGGAAUAAGUUCCAAAAAGUGGAUUGAAGGUGAUGUGCUUGUGCUGUGCUUCUUUAGAUUUAUAACUUAUAAAUUAAUGAUUUGUUUCUCUAUGCGGCUUCCCAGUGCUUUUACUAAUUUAGCUUCGAAUUUGAAUGAAUUAUUGACUUUGACUUGACACUAAAUGACAGUUGACAGUGACGUUGCCAAAGUGUCAACGUCAAGUUGAUAAUAUUUCAUGAUCUCUAUGGGUUGAUCUCUGAAUUCACGAGAGCCUAAAGUUUUCGCACCAUUCCUAAAUCUGUACGCAUUCGCCAUAUGCAUUCGCUUGAACGAAACCCACGGGGUAUCGAGAGGAAGGAAACACACCCUUGAAAGCCUAAAUCACUACACAAAUAUCACACACAGUGAGCAGUGGACCAGAAUAAAACUCCCUGACCGAACAGCCUCCACAAUUUCAUUGCGAAGAAUACGAAAAAAACACCUACUAUUCUUUGACAUAACACGUGAUGGGAGUGGUUCGAAAGAUUUAGGCACUUCUCUGAAUUCGAGGAGUACUUUGCUUCGUGGGCUAUCCCUCUUCGCUGGGCUAUCCGGAGUCCGGCAUACUCUGCUCAAUACGCAUGAACCCCCAGAGGUUUGUACUAGUUUGUAGUAAUGUAUCUGUAUCUCCCACAUCAUCUAUAUACAUGGGAAAAUCCUGUAGUGGGAAAACCCUUCUCCAGAAGAGUUUUAGAUAACAUUUUUUAUGGUAGGUUAUAUCACAUAAAUUGAUAUUUGCCUCCGCCGCUGCACAACAAAUAAGCAAAUCCUUGAUGGUGUUCUACUAAGCGCAACAAUAAAUAAUGAGAGCACAAGUGAGAGUAUUUCAAUUCAUCACAAUCUAAUCUGAAUAUCACUGCUGAUAAUUAGUUGUUCCCAUUUAUUGUGAUUUGUGACAUAAGGAACUAUAAUCCAUGGACGCGGAACAAGUGAUAGGUCCAGGAAAUCCCGAACUGGAAAUUGGUACUAACAGUACUAACAAAACAACCAUCACAGAAGUCCAACAGACGAAAAAAAGGCGUCCGCCACCACCACCGCCACCUGGAUUGAAAGACGAUCUGACAACUAUAGCGCACGUCAGUGUUUUGUUGUUUGUAGUACUAAUUUUGUAUUUGUGUUUCUGCAGGCCAUUCGAAUUCUUCACUUGGCACCCUUUAUUGCUGUCUUUAGGGUGGAUGCUUCUCAUGACUGAAGGUGUCCUGAUCAUCUCCAAGGAAAACCCAAUAGGCAGAAGACUUCGUCUGAACCACACAUUGAAACUGCGCUACCAUUGGAUCAUCAUAGCUAUCGCCCUCGCCCUCAUCCUUGCAGGGUUUCUGGUGAUAGUCAUCAACAAAAAUAACCUGAACAAACAGCAUUUCAAGACCUGGCAUGGGCUCUUUGGCCUGCUGGGAAUUAUAGGCUGCCUGCCAGCUGUGAUGAAUGGUACUGCAGCCCUUUUUGAUGCUGAACUGAAAAGUUUCAUAAAGCCUAGUACUAUCAAGUUGAUUCAUCAAGCUAGUGGCAGUGUAGCCUUCAUUUUUGGAGGCCUAGCUGUUAUUCUAAGUGUUUAUUCAAAGUGGUUUGGUAGGGCUUCUGAUAAUAACAGGUAUUUGUUUAUGUUGGGCCUUACCACUAGUGUAUAUUGUUUUCUAUGGGCAUUACAGAGGCCUUUGCUGAAGUGUUUUAGGAAAAUGUUUCAAUUGAAUAUUUAGACUCAUUCAAACUAGAGCCAAUUACUUAAAUUGAAUAUUACCACUUGGUAACACAAAAUGCUGUCUCAAUCUGUCUUAGUUAAUCAAAUAAAUAAAUAAAUAUGAGAGUACCUUAUAACUUCUAGCAUAUAUUUCUAUCCUUACAAAUUACACCACAUAAAAAAUUGAGUCCUACUCUUCAGGCUCAUCCUGUUUGAAUUUUCCAUUGUAAUAAGGCAAAUAGUCGACUACCACUCUCCAGUCAGUAAAAUAACAGAGGGUAACUCCCGCAGUCGCCCCAAAAACUGUUGCUGAACCAAUCCUGGAGAAUUAAAGAGGUGUGCAGUUAUUACAUAAUUAAUGAACUUUUAUGCUUACCAAUGCGAGAGAAGUUCUAAGUGCCUCCUGCCCAUCGACCUGAAUAAGGACAUUUUAGAAGCGACUCCUACGACAGACAAUAACUUUCAAAUGAUUAUUAAUUCCUCUCUAAUUUAUAAUCCUGGUAUCUUGUAUCUAGCAGGACUGCAAUCUGCAUUGAAAAAUCACAGUCAGUCUUCCCAGAAUGACAAUUGACAACUGACACAACCACUGAAAUAUUUAGAC